Messenger RNA from Topomyia yanbarensis, 1497 nucleotides. RefSeq lists its product as uncharacterized. The record is from RefSeq and is a predicted model, not a curated record. The transcript has 2 exons. The coding region runs from base 208 to 1152 and encodes 314 amino acids. Lineage: Eukaryota; Metazoa; Arthropoda; Insecta; Diptera; Culicidae.
AGCAUUGCAUAGUUAUUAACAUGUCUCUCACGUUCACUUUGACGCAUGUACCAGUUCAGUCUGACUGUGUGCCUGUUCGAAUCCGUCCCUUCAGCCAUUUUCAUUUUGACUGCCAAGACGGUCGGGAUAUUUUUUCAAAGUCACUGGAUUUCGCUUUUAGUUGCUGGUUCAAAAGUAGGAAAUUUUUAGUGUAACAAUCCGCUGAAAAUGAAUGACAAAGACACCCUGGAACCGGAGGGUAUCGAAAUUGAACCGAUGGACGAAUACGAAUGUCUGGAGCUUGAAAAAACAAUCAUAAAUGAAUGGGGAAUGCAGCGAAGUUCACUGAACAGAAUGAUUUAUUGCGGCAUCACAUCACGAUGUCUGGAGGUGAUACAAGACGCAGAGAUAAAUGAACUAUUCAACGAUCCACGGAUGCUGGGCCAGAAGAUUGUCUUCAAACACAAAGCAAAAGAAUUACAGGCAAACGCGUUGGUGCAAAUUGUUAGUCCACGGAAACGACGUCGUUGCUCAGCCGAUGUACCUUUCAAUAAGAUCGCCGAGCCUCAGGAACAUUUGCAGACUCCAAAAAGAAUAAAGGUUGAAGAUGACUCGAUAGAGGAUCCCUCAUUGUUUGAACCCGUUCAAUCGUUGGAAUCAUCAGACCACGCAAUCCCGAUUCAAGAGUAUCCACUUGAAAAUGGAUCCAACACGAAACCAUCAACGGCCCACUCCGUGGCGGGUCAGCUGCCAAUUCGAAUUUCCCCGGAUGGUCUUCGGCAGCUACUGUUGGCCAGCCGGCAAGGUCAAUGGGUUCUAUCGUACUUCAACACGUACCACACGAUGAAUCGCAAGAUUCAAGCUGCUCUCACCCACUGCAUCGUGGAACAGUUCCUGGUCUAUAACAUAAUGUUUUCCCAUCGCUUGAUGCGUCACUAUGCCCAGAUCAUCACGCUAUUGUUUCCAACUGAGAGCGCUGAGGUGUACUACAAGCCGGCACAGACGCUCGGUUGGAAACGAACGUGUGCCUCGGGAAAGCUUAUGGAUCGUUGGGCCAAUCAACGGAUGCGUCACAAGGACCGAUACCCGCAGCAGCGACCACGAAUACUGGACGACAUGUCGGAUCAGAGGACGUUUGCGGAGAUGUCACUGGUGAUCGGGUUGGCCCAAUGAAUGUGUGGGUUGCCUGUUUGUGUGCUUUCGCAGGAAGUUUUAAGUUUUUAACAAGCAAGUGAGAAAUAACGACGUCUAGUCAGCAUGAGUUUGAAUCAAAUUUGGUUCUGAAAUACAUGAUAUACGUUACGAAUCUAAACAAUUUCUGUGCAAUUUUGGGGUGCAUAUUUCCGAAACCCAUUAGUCUACACUUCUAGAACAUGUAUCGAUUUUGUUGGCUAUUUUCGGCAAAUUUGAGACUAAGAGAAACGAAAGCAAUGAAAUUGAAAGACGGAUAGGUAUUCUAGAGCGAAUCAGUUAUAAACUUAGAACGGAAAACUAGAACUAGGCAGGCUCAUAUGGGCA